Molecule: messenger RNA, 3352 nt
Organism: Plodia interpunctella (Indianmeal moth)
Lineage: Eukaryota; Metazoa; Arthropoda; Insecta; Lepidoptera; Pyralidae
Product: glutamate receptor ionotropic, kainate 2-like
Exons: 18
Coding region: 28-2823 (931 amino acids)
Biological process (GO): modulation of chemical synaptic transmission; monoatomic ion transport; synaptic transmission, glutamatergic
Cellular component (GO): postsynaptic density membrane; plasma membrane
Molecular function (GO): glutamate receptor activity; transmitter-gated monoatomic ion channel activity involved in regulation of postsynaptic membrane potential
Source: RefSeq, a predicted model, not a curated record
UGCGCAAGCGCGCGACAGUCCGCCGCGAUGUCGGCGCCCGCGCGCCUUGUUUUGUUGAUUUGUGGCGCGAGUGUGGCCGCACAGACUGAAAUAUUUAUUGGUGUGACAGAGCCGGACCCCGUCCGCGGACAGCAGCUGGCGGCGGCGGUGGCGGCGGCGCUGGGCGCGCGCGGGUCCCCCGCGCCCCCUGCGCCGCCAGUUGAGCCCGACGAGCCGCUCGCCGUGCCUGCACAUGUCUGCGCUCAGGCGCGCGCGGGAGCAGUGGGCGUGGCUAUAGGCGGCGGCGCCUUGUCUGCGGCGCUGGGCUCUGAAGCCGGCGCACGCGCAGGUUUGCCGACCUUGCUGCUUGAUGACGCGCCCAACAGCAGCGGGGACGCGCUCGCUAUGCAUCCGCACUCCACUGUACUUGCACAGGUGUGUUCUGAGCUAUGUGAGGCUAAGGGCUGGCGCCGCGCGGUGUUCCUCCACGAAGGCAGCGCGUCCGGCGCAUCCCUGAUCGCUCCCGACAGCAAGACCCUGGCCCUGCUCCCGCGUAUGCUGCCGCCGCCACAAGAAGAGGCACUACUCAGGAACCUGUUACUCCUGCUGAAGAAGUCAGGCGAGAGGAACUUCAUCGUGUGGUGCAGCGCGGAGUGCUGCACGCGGGUGCUUGACGCGGCGCAGCGCGCGGGCCUGCUGGCUGACAGCCACUCCUACAUCCUGCUCACGCUGGACCUCCACACGCAGCCGUUGGAACCCUACAGCCACGGCGGGGCUAAUAUCACCACAUUUCAGCUGUUCGACCUGGAAUCUGAGGGCAUGAAGACAAUGAUGAGCAACUGGAAGACUGCAUACUUGUCCCGUUUCGCGGACUCCGCGGACAUCUCAGUCGAGGCGGGGAGGGUGAUGAUGGCGCCCCCCACGGCUCUGGUGCUGGCCUACGACGCUGCAACGCUACUGGGCGCGGCCAUGGAGCACCUGGGCUUGCCUGGUGCGCUGUCAGCUGACUGCGACAGGGGCCGCGGCGCCUUUCACGCCGGCUCGCUCAUUAAUUAUAUUCGAUCGGAGGAAUGGAACUCGUCAAUUUGCGUGAGCGGCGGCGGCGCGUCCUGGGAGACGGACGGCGGGCGCCGCUCCGUGCAGCUGGGCGUGGCCGAGCUGGCGCGCGGCGGCGGGCUGCAGCGCGCGGGCGUGUGGGCGCCGCGCGCGGGCGUCGCAUGGCAGCGCGGGCCGCAGGUCGUGCCCGACGUCCCUGCUGACUCCAUGGAGAACCGCACUUUCACCGUGCUCAUUGCUGUUAAUGCUCCGUACGUUAUGGUAAAGGAGUCGACGGAGAGACUGUCCGGGAAUGAUCGUUAUGAAGGGUUCUGCAUCGAGCUGAUCGAGCGGCUUGCCGAGCAUCUGCAUUUCAACUACACGUUCGUGGAGCAGCUCGACGGGAAGUACGGCGACGUUAAUGUGGAUACGGGCGAGUGGAACGGCAUGACGGGCCGGCUCAUGAAGGAUCCGGACAUCGACUUCGCCAUCACGGACCUGACGAUCACGGCGCAGCGUGAGACCGUGGUGGACUUCACGACGCCCUUCAUGAACCUCGGCAUCACCAUCCUCUUCCGCAAGGCCGAGGAGCCCGAGCCGGAGCUCUUCGCGUUUCUGCUACCCUUCUCCAAUGCGGUUUGGCUGUGCUUAGGUUUCGCAUACCUCGGCACCUCUCUGAUCUUGUACGUGGUGGGGCGGCUCUGCCCCGAGGAGUGGCAGAACCCGUACCCCUGCCACGACGAGGUCGAGGCUUUGGAGAACCAGUUCACGCUGGCUAACGCGCUGUGGUUCAACUUGGGCGCUGUGCUGCUGCAGGGCUCUGAGAUCGCUCCUGUGGCGUACGGCACGCGCGCGGUGGCCAGCGUGUGGUGGCUGUUCGCGCUGAUCAUCACCAGCUCGUACACGGCGAACCUGGCCACGCUGCUGGCCAUGAAGUCCUCCACCGAGCUCAUCCACAACGUGCAGGAGCUGGCCGACAACGACAUCGGCAUCACCUACGGUGCUAAAGAUGGAGGCUCGACUUAUACGUUCUUCCAGCACUCUCAAAAUGAGUUGUAUAAAAAGAUGUUCGCACACAUGCGCCAGCACAGGAUGCCGGACUCGAACAACGAGGGGAUUAACAAGGUGCUGAACGAGAGCUACGCGUUCCUGGCGGAGUCCACCACCAUCGAGUACACUGUGGAGCGGAACUGCAACGUCACCAUGGUGGGCAACCUCCUAGACAGCAAAGGUUACGGUCUCGCUAUGAAAAAGAACUCCCCGUACCGCCAGGAGCUGAACUUGGCGCUGCUCCGAUUCCAGGAGGCGGGCAUUCUGCGUGAGAUGAAGCACAAGUGGUGGAAGGAGAUGCACGGCGGUGGCGCCUGCGACGUGGCGGAAGAGUACGCCAACGAGGAGCUCCGCAUGGCGAAUUUCCUGGGUCUGUUCCUAGUGCUGGUGGUGGGCAGCGCGCUGGGCAUCGUGGUGUCGUGCGUGGACCUGGCCUGGGCGGCGGCGCGAAGCACGCGCGAGCCGGGCGCCACCUUCCUGCAGCGAUAUUGGACCGAGCUGCGCUUCGUCUUCCGCUUCGACUUGCUGGAGAAACCGCUGCAGGGUCCACUCCUCAGUGUAUCAAGCGGGUCACCCCCUCCCGAGUCGCAGCAAGGCGAAGAAUCGCCGCCCGAAGACGAGCGUCUGCGAUCCAUGUCGCUAGCGUCGGGCGGCGCGGCGAGCCCGCGACGGCGCCGCUCCUCCAUGCACGCCGCCAGCGUGCGGCUCGCGCGACACGCCACCGUGCAAUCCCACACUCCCACGCCGUCUGAGAGAUAAUGUCAAAAAACGUUGUAUAGAAAGUCCGAAGAAAAAUAUUAUAUUUGUGUGAAUUCCUUCAAGAAAAAAUUGUUCAUUGAUUUGAUAUUAAUUUACCUUUUUAGCUUUCCAAUUGGCUUAACUCUCUCGCUCAUCUUGGCGUAUUCCAGGUUGCAUUAGGGAUUAUGACGCCGUGAAGCCCAGGGUCAGCGUAAAAGUAAACCUUAAAAUUGAAAAGAUUUGGCUAUGAUAUUGCAGCCGGUCGCAGCCUCAGUUAGGGGUAUUAAUCAGGCAGGCGGUAGGUUGUAAAGUCAUAGUCAAAUCUUGGGAAUUAUAUUGUUGUCCAUCAGUUACGAAGGCUUUAUAUAUGACAAGCACGAGAGGAUGUGGAGCGGUCUAUGGCUAUUCCAGGGCGGGUCCACUCGCCACUUCCAAUUAGCUUCACCUCAGAUACUCUAUUCUAUUAUUUUUUUACACUGUACUGAGAUUUCACAUGUAGAUAAGUUAUGUAGGUAAAGUAUGUAAAAAAUAAAGUUGUACGCUUAACUAA